Molecule: messenger RNA, 2607 nt
Organism: Prorocentrum cordatum
Lineage: Eukaryota; Dinophyceae; Prorocentrales; Prorocentraceae
Source: the annotation of a GenBank genome assembly
CUAGCGCAGCCAGCGCAGCCUCUCGUGCAGCUUCAGCCUGCUGUAGACACUCGCCUCAUCGGCAAACCAGAGCUGUUCUACGGGGAGCGUGCAAAAUGGAGCGACUGGGCUUUUAUCUUUCGAGCUUACUUAGCAGCGAUAGAUGCAAAGAACGUAGACCUUGACCAGCCGUGGAAGGCGUCACUAAGUUCGCAGCUUUACUACUUGAUGGUAAUGCUGUUCCGCUCAGCAGCCCAGGACAAAAUGUCCACUGUGUCCUCCGGAGAGGGACUGGAGGCAUGGAGACAGUCGGUCCUUGACUGGGACCCCAAGAUCCGCACGAGGGGGGUCGGGUUGCUGAUCAGGAUACUCACCGCGACGUUCAGCGGGGACAUCCCGCAGAGCUUAGAUCAGUUUGAACAUCUGAUCCGUGAGUACGAGCAGCAGUCGAAAAAGGUCUGCGACGAAGAUCUUAAGAUUGGCCUGGUGGUGGUCAACAUGCAGGACACCGACGUCCAACAACACCUUGUGAAGAACGCAAGCAGGUUGGACACCUGGAAGGCCAUGAAGGAGGAGCUGCUCGACAUGGCGCGAACCACGCAGUACCUGAACUCCUGGCCCAAAUCUAUGGAGCUAGGCGCCAAGGCAAAGGCGGAAGCCAACAAGGAGAAGGAGUGCUUCUACUGCCACAAGAAGGGGCACAUCGCCGCGGAGUGCAGGAAGAAGGCGAGGGACAACCAGGCUAGGCUAGCAGCGGCCCCUGAGGCCGCGCAGCAGGGCGGUGCAGGACCCCCGCCUACGGUGCAACCGGUGGCCGGUCUCGUGCAGAUCGGGCAGGAGGGGGUGCAGCAUGGGUACUUGAUGCCAUUAUGCUCACCGAGCGACUCCGGCGAAAUGCUGGCCCCCAUGCCUCAGAGAGUCAUGGUCGACACAGGCGCUGGCAGGUCCGUGUAUCCGGCUGGUUUUGACCCCGGGGCAGAGCCGGACAGCUCUGUCAAACCAACCGCGCUGACGACGGCGACGGGGGAAGAAGUGAACCUUUCGGACGGGAAGAGGUCUCACUUCCAGGCAAACGACGGCAGUGGCGUUGUCUUGCUGCACAGUGACAGCGACAAGGUCACGGUUCCUGUCGUCUCGGCGCCAGAGUCGACCGAGGAAGGCAACUGGCUGGUAUUUGGCCCUGGGGUACAGCGAAUCAUAGGGCCAGACCACGCCGAGCACCUCAAGGAAGCCGUGCGCCAAUCGAGCGGAUUGGACAUGGUAAAGGAUAGGGGGGUGCACUGGCUGGAAGUGUGGGGGGCGACAGGGCAGGAAGAGGCGAGGCAGCCCUGCCCAGGGAAGGCAGCAAGGAAAACGCCCACCCCGGCUGAACAACAACCAGAGGCACCUGAUGCCGCGCAACCAGCAGCGCAAGGGGAGGCCCCGAGGCCGAACGUGCAACAAGGAGGGUCGUCCUCGAGCGCGUCCGGCGCUAUGCGCCCAGACCCGGCGCUGCCUGACCAACGGCCGCCUACGCUGAUGCCAGACUCGGAGGAGCCACGGGCGCCGCGAGCAAAAGCCAUACCACCAACUGUGAGCAAGGCGGAGUGGGACGCGCACCAGCUAACCCAUCUGCCGUUCAGGUCGCGGUGUGAAAGCUGCGUCACAGGCAAGGCCGCCGAAGACCCCCACCGGCAGCUUGAGCAGGCCCCCGACGGAGCAACGCCGAAAGUGUGCAUGGAUUAUUUUUUCCUCACGCAGAAGGCGGUGGAGAAGGAGAUGUACGCUGUGUUGAACGUGCUGGGCGCGAAGUCCGGCGCCCCGUUUUCAGGCAUGGUCAACCAAAAGGGUGGCGACGACCACGCGUUGGCAAUCGCCCACGAAGGAGUGCGCUUCGCAGGCAGGACAAACUUGAUUGCAUGUUGUGAUGGCGAGAACGCUAUCAACAAGCUGUGCGACAAGUUUCUGGAAACCCGGCCUUCCGGACAUACUGUCACGAAGGUGAACGCACCGAAGGGCAGUAGUCAGAGCGCAGGGCUGAUUGAGCGCAGCAAUUACGAGGUUGAGAAGGAGUACAGGGCCGUGAAGCACAGGCUGGAGUCCGUCUACAAGCAGGCGUCCCCGCUCAACCACAAGGUGCAGCCCUGGCUUGUGAGACACUCGAGUUGGCUCAUCGUCCGUUUUCUCGUCAAGGCAGACGGCAAGACGCCGUGCGAGCGCCUGCGCGGCAAGCCAUACAACCCAUACAACGGCGAGAUUGUCGAGUUCGGGGAGUGCGUCUACCACAAGAGUCCUCUUAGCGAAGUGGGCAAAGCGGACGACCGCUGGCACCUUGGUGUCUGGCUCGGGAAAUCCAUGCGAUCAGACGAGCACCUGGUUGGCACUGCCAAGGGAGUGCUGUUGCGCAGGUCGAUAUGGAGGAGGCCAGAGAAGGACAGGUGGGACGCGCAGCUGCUUGACCGAUUCGUCGGCUCUCCUUGGGCCCCGGUGCCCCCAGGAGUCAAGGAAGUCAAGCCCCGUGAGGUGUACAUCACCCUCGACCGGAUCGAGCUGAAAAGGAAGACGCCGCCAAUCGGAGGCAGGAAGCGCAACCAGCGGCACUUGAUACCGCGCAGCCAGCAGCGGCACCUGAUGCCGUACAACGUGUAG